Molecule: messenger RNA, 970 nt
Organism: Coregonus clupeaformis (lake whitefish)
Lineage: Eukaryota; Metazoa; Chordata; Actinopteri; Salmoniformes; Salmonidae
Exons: 2
Coding region: 140-943 (267 amino acids)
Source: RefSeq, a predicted model, not a curated record
UGGCUGCUCGAUUCAAGCGAGGGAAUUUCAAAUAUCAUUAAGGAUUUUCGUAGUAAGAAGAACAAACGUCUGGCGGAGAGUUUUGGAAAGGCAGAACCUACACUCCAGACCUUACUUUCGUGUCCAUAUAGCAACGGAUAUGGUGGGGAAGAUGACCCUCUCCUCCCGUCCACAGUCGGUGGAUGACCUGAAGAUCAUCAUGCAAAACAAAUUGAAUUUGGCCUAUGACUUCACCCUUCAAUACGAAGACCCUGACUUCGAUGGCCAAUUGAGCUGUCUAGUGGACAUUGAGGAGCUUCCUGAGAAAGCUGUCCUGAAGGUAAUCAGAUCAGAAAGUGAUGCCAGCUCAACCGGAACUGGAGACACAGAGAUACUGCCCCACGCCAGAGAGUCUCCAGAACUGGAGACACAGAGAUACUGCCCCAUGCCAGAGAGUCUCCAGAACUGGAGACACAGAGAUACUGCCCCACGCCAGAGAGUCUCCAGAACUGGAGACACAGAGAUACUGCCCCACGCCAGAGAGUCUCCAGAUCGUCUAGAGAACUGGCCUGAUGGUUUUCCGGUGCCAUCUUUUUCUUAUGAUAUUGAGCACAUGCUUAGAGAGGGAAAUACUCACUAUGAGAAAACUGGAAAGACUAUUAAAAUAACAAGAACCCACAAGCAUGAUGUUCUUGAGGACAUAGCUAAAGCAGUACACAGCUUCAAGGCCUAUCCGAGUGGUGGAGAAAUGGGCAAGGCUGCCGACGUGCUUGUUACCAAGCAACCAUGUCUCAAAGAAGCAGGGAGUCGGUCUGGAUGGUGUGCAUGGAUGACUAGUCUGAAGUUCAAGAUGGGGAACUAUCGGACCAAGUUGAGCAGAGCUGGAGUUCCUGAGGUCUCUCUGAAUGCAGGGAAGAGGAGCAGAAACAACCCACUCAAACAUCAAGAGACCCAGACGAGCUGAGGUGAACUGCCAUUAAUAGACAAACUG